AUGGCGCUGCACACACUUGUGGGCAUAAAUCUCACCCGUUUGUUACCGAAGAAUUUGUUCUCUCCGGCGAUUUUCAAAACUCGAUAUUCCCUCGCCGUCUUCGCUUUCUCCACCGCCUGUGAGACCAAACGCUCUACUUCUCCGGUUUACUAUUUGUUGGCGCACAAGCACCGUUUGUCUCAUGCUGUGGCUUCACGCGUCGCCUCCGUUUUAGAUCCUUUCGGCUGCCAGAAAAAAUACGGUUCGGUACUCACUUUCUUCGUGCAGAUGAGCUUCACGAAAGCCCAGCUGGAGAAAAUCUUGAAUGUCCGGCCCCAAAUACUCGCCGCCGAUCUUAAGGGUACCAUCAAGCCCAAGAUCGAGAUAUUCGAGGACCUAGGCUUCUCCUCGGAAGAAAUUACCGCCAUAGUGUCAAAACAGCCACUGAUUCUGCACACCAGCCUGUAUAAAAGAAUCAUCCCCGCAUUGGCCUGGUUAAAGGGCAUGUUGGGUUCGAAUGAGAAAGUGGCCAGGGUUCUGAGAGAUAAUGGUCGGCUGCUGACGACCGAUCUUGAAAAACACGUUUUGCCCAACUUCCGGAUCUUGAUGAGCCAUGGGAUGACAGAAGACGAGGUCGCCAGGCUCAUCUAUGUUUACCCGCGGGUCAUACUGUGCAAUCGAGAAACUCUUAGGAGAUGCUUGGACACCAAAGACAAAAUGGGCAUUUCCUGGAGUUCAAAAAUGUCCGUUUAUGCUGUCGGGGUCAUUUGCUCGAUGCCCAACGGGAGUUGGGAACGCAAGCUGCUGGCUUUUCAGGAAAUUUUUGAAUUCUCGAACGACGAAAUGAUUAGGAUUUUGAGGCAGACCCCCACGAUUUUCCGCGUUUCGGAAGAUAAGAUGAGAAAGGUGAAACAGAUAGUGCUCGGGACUGGGAAAUAUGAUACAUCAUCGAUUGCUGCAUAUCCGAGGGCACUCAUGUGCAGCAUCGAGAGGCGGCUGAAGCCGAGGUUUGAGGUUCUGGGGAAGCUGGAGAGUAAGGGCCUGAUCGAGGAGUGGCUUUCUCUCGGAUAUGUUUGCCGAUUGACAGAUGAGAAGUUUUGUGAGGUUAACGGCGUGGAUAUUUUUCUCAGGGAUGUUUCUUUGUGGGGUGGAGAGCCUAAGAUUGUUGUUUUGCUUAUCCCAUUGAAAAACCCUUUGAUUUUUGUGGAUUCAUGCUCAUUUCUGGAGCUGUUGGGCGUGGUGCAAUUGCAAGCAUAUGAUAAAGAUGGAAGACAAAAGGGCUUGCUAAAAUUUUCAGCAAAAUUUGAGCUUUUUGCAGUUAGUGUAAUGGAGGAUCACAAGGAGAGAAAUGCACCGUGGCUUUCCGUGCCACAAUUUGGCGACUGGGACCAAAAGGGAGAGCUGCCCGAUUACUCCAUGGAUUUUUCGAAAAUCCGAGAAAUGAGAAAACAGAACAAGAGGGACCCAUCUAGGGCAAGUCUUGGCAAUGAGGAGGAGCUCAUCACAUCGAACACAAAAAGCUCGAGCAUGGUUCAUAAUGACCUUCAUGUAGAUCACCAAAAUGGUGAGGCGAGGCAUCUUCAGCUAUUUUAACUGCUGUGCAAAAGCAUGAACGUUUUAAUCGAACAAAUUUUGCAGCACUUUGUGCUUGUAGAUCGAAGUUUGUCGGUUCGAUUUUCAAAUAUUUGAUGUGGUAUUCAUGUUUAUGGCUGAUGUUGCUGUUGUAAUUCUCUCUUUUUUUACCAUAGUUUUUUGCUUGUAAGUUGUAACUAGAUUUUUUCAUUGAGUUUCUUCCUUUCACUUGUAAUGUUUGGCUUCUUGGUGACAAGUUGAGACACUGUUAUUUCUUGCAUAAUAUUCCCA
Messenger RNA from Striga asiatica, 1842 nucleotides. The record is from the annotation of a GenBank genome assembly. Lineage: Eukaryota; Viridiplantae; Streptophyta; Magnoliopsida; Lamiales; Orobanchaceae.